UUUGUGGUAUACGUCGUGAUGAUCUCAGUGCACGCGCGCGGAGGGACGGACGGAGGAGCCGUGCGCGCUCCCGACCCGCACUGUUUCUGUGAGAGAAGCGGCGUCCUCAAAACUUUUCCCUGACGGAUAAUUCAUGACAUAAACAAGCGUAUUCGUGAAGGGAUUCCUGGAGUCAGCCAUGUUCAAGGCCGUGCUGAAGAAGAGCAGAGAUGGUGCGAAAAACAGAAAGGAUGCAGGAGAGCCGUACCUCCUCAGUGCCCAGCGCAGGUAUCCCGGCGGUGGGAUGCAGGAUCCCGCUGGUGUCCAUCCGUUCCCGCCCGCAGACGAAGUCCUCAGACUCAGCUUGGCUAAAGGGGUCUCCAUGUCCCUCCCAUCAUCCCCUCUCUUGCCACGACAGACAAAUAUGAUGGCGGCUCGCCCGUGCAAGAAGUCUCCAGGACCCAUCAGAAAGCCCAAGUAUGUGGAGAGUCCUCGCGUUCCUGGAGAUGCGAUCACGUCGUCGCUGAGGAAGCUUCCUGAUGGUGAGACUGGCCCCUCCCCCGCCGCUCAGGAGUUGAUGACACGCUUGGGGUUCUUGCUGGGCGAAGGCAUCCCGGGCUCCACACGCAUACCUAUGGACGACAAGAAUGAAAAAAAGUGUCCAGUAAUAAAUCAGGGAAUCAGUCCAUGUUCCACUCUGACCAGCAGCACAGCGUCUCCGUGUACGGACAGUCCCUGCUCCACCUUAAACAGUAACAGCGGCCGUCCGGUGUGUGGAACCCUCCUCAGCCCCAGCUCCACCCUCGAGAGCAAAGACAGCGGUAUCAUUGCCACCAUCACCAGCUCUUCAGAGAAUGAGGAGCGCAGCGGCUCCAGUCUGGAGUGGGGUAAAGAGGGCCGUGUAAGGAGCUGCGCUCAGCAUGUGCGGCCAGACACAUGCUCUCCGGUGGCCGAGGAGGAAGUGUCAGCAUCCGGGACACGGGUACGGAGCAUCUCCACGGCUAAGAAGACUUCAGGAGCCACAGAAUCUGAGGGCCCUGUCCUGUAUCACAUGCAGAACUCGUCCAGUCUGAUGAUGCCUCGGCCGAACUCAGUGGCAGCGACGAGCUCCACUAAGCUGGAGGAUCUGAGCUAUCUUGAUGACCAGAGAAACACCCCCCUGCGUACGUCCAUCCGCCUGCCCUGGCACAACACCGGGGGCAGAGUUCCACACGACAAAGCCCGCUUUGCUCCGUACAAGCCCACUGACAUCAUGCUCAAGCCGCUGCUGUUUGAGGUUCCCAGCAUCACCACUGACUCUGUGUUCGUGGGCCGUGAUUGGCUGUUCCAGCAGCUGGAGGAUGACCUGAGACCCAGCGAAUUGGGAGAGAGCCUCGGGUCCAUCAUUGUGGGCAAUGUGGGCUUCGGCAAAACGGCCAUCAUCUCCCGCCUGGUGGCCCUCAGUUGCCAUGGCGGCCGCAUGCGACAGAUCGCAUCCAACAGCCCGAGCGCAUCUCCCAAAAAUGGGGAGCUGAGUUCAGAUCUGCCUCUGAGUCAGCCGCCUCACCCGACCCCUUCACCCAGCACCAACACCCUGCGAUCCAGCGGCUGUCCCGACACACCGGAGCUACAGCGGCGCCGCGAGGAGGCCGUCACACGCCUGGCUGCCAAGGUGGUGGCGUAUCAUUACUGUCAGGCUGAUAACACGUACACGUGUCUGGUUCCUGAGUUUGUGCACAGCGUGGCUGCUCUCCUGUGCCGAGCGCAUCAGCUGAGCGCAUACAGAGAGCUGCUGCUGAAAGAGCCUCACCUGCAGAGCAUGCUCAGUCUGCGCUCCUGUGUGCAGGACCCCAUGGCUGCCUUCCGCAGGGGCAUCCUCCAGCCCCUCGUCAACCUGCGCAAAGAGAGGAAGAUUGCGGAGGAAGAUUGCAUCAUCUUGAUUGAUGGGCUGAACGAGGCGGAGUUUCACAAACCAGACUAUGGUGACACCGUCGCCUCCUUCAUCAUCAAGAUCGUCUCCAAGUUCCCCAACUGGCUCAAACUGAUCGUCACUGUGAGAACAAGCCUUCAGGAGAUCACCAGUCUGCUGCCCUUCCCCAAGAUCAGUCUGGACGAGUUCCCAGACAACAAGGAGAUGGGGACGGACCUGAACGCUUACAUCCAGCACCGCAUCAACACCAGCCAGAACAUCCUCAACAACAUCUCCCUCAACGCCAAAGCAGACCCCGUCAUCGUGGGCAGAGUCAGCUCCCACCUCAUCUCCCGCAGCCAGGGCUCCUACCUGUACCUCAAGCUGACCCUUGACCUCUUUGAGAAGGGUCAUCUGGUCAUCAAGAGCGCCGGCUACAAGGUGGUCCCCGUCUCUUUGUCGGAGCUCUACCUGCUGCAGUGCAACAUGAAGUUCAUGAGCAUCUCCGCGUUCGAGCGCGCCGUUCCCGUUCUCAACGUGGCACUGGCGUCCCUUCACCCCAUGACGGACGAGCAGCUGUUUCAGGCGCUGAACGCGGGCAGCGAGCGAGGAGAGCUGCUGUGGGACGACUUCCAGCAGAGGAUGGAGACGCUCUCGUGUUUCCUCAUCAAACGCAGGGAUAAGACACGGAUGUUCUGCCACCCGUCCUUCAGAGAGUGGCUGGUGUGGCGAGCGGAUGGAGAGAGCUCUGACUUCCUGUGUGACCCCAGGAGUGGACAUGCACUGAUGGCCUUCAUGUUGUCAAGGCAGGAGGAAAAGUUAAACAGGCAGCAGACGAUGGAGUUGGGACACCACAUCCUGAAAGCACACAUCUUCAAGGGUCUGAGUAAGAAGAGCGGUGUGUCGUCCAGUGUUCUUCAGGCUUUAUGGAUCAGCUCUAGCACUGAUGGUCUUUCUGCUGCUUUAGCCUCUCUUAGGAACCUCUACACACCCAAUGUCAAGGUGAGCCGUCUGCUGAUGCUGGGUGGAGCCAAUGUCAACUACCGUACGGAGGUGUUGAACAACGCCCCGGUCCUCUGUGUCCAGGCUCACCUGGGCCAUCAGGAGAUGGUCAGCCUGCUGCUGGAGUUCGGAGCAAACGUGGAUGUGGUUUCAGAGAAUGGCAUGAGCUCCUUGUGUUACUCAGCAUCCGCUGGUCACCUGGAGCUGGUCAGCCUUCUCUGUAAGAGAGGAGCCACGGUGGAUCACGUGGAUAAGAGUGGUCAGUGUGCGCUGGUGCAUGCGGCCCUGCGGGGUCAUUCAGAGGUCAUCGAGUGUCUGCUGGAGAUGAGCUGGAGCGCUGAGGGUCAACACGACCUGAGCCUGAAGAACAGAGCCCUGCAGCAGGGGCUCAUCGCCGCCUGCAGUAUGGGACACAUUCAUGUGCUGGAAGCCUUGUUGGCGUUGAAUAAUGAACUGGAGGUGCAGAUUGAUGCCCACGACACACUGUGGGGCGAAACAGCUCUGACUGCGGCCGCAGGACGGGGGAAGAUGGAGGUGUGCAGCUUUCUGUUGGAGCGGGGGGCGCAGGUUCAGCAGGUGAACAGGAGAGGAGCGUGUGCCCUGUUCUGCGCCGUCCGUCAGGGACACUGGCAGAUUGCAGAUCUGCUGCUGCAGCAUGGGGCGGAUGUGAAUGUAAGUGAUAAACAGGGCCGAACGCUGCUGAUGGUGGCUGCAUGUGAGGGGCAUCUCAGCACGGCCGACUUCCUGUUGUCUAAAGGUGCAUCUUUAGGGUCGGUGGAUAAGGAAGGGUUAACUCCGCUCAGCUGGGCGUGUUUAAAAGGACACAAGAACCUUGUUCAGUUUUUGGUGGAGAAGGGUGCAGUUAUUGACCACUCGGACAAGAAUGGACGCACUCCACUGGACCUGGCGGCUUUCUACGGAGACGCAGACAUCGUUCAUUAUCUGGUUGAGAAGGGGGCUGUGAUUGAACAUGUGGACUACAGUGGCAUGAGGCCGCUGGAUCGAGCCAUCGGCUGCAGAAACACCUCAGUGGUGCUGACCUUACUGAAGAAAGGAGCCAAACUAGGUAACGCAGCCUGGGCGAUGGCGACCUCCAAACCCGACAUCCUCCUCAUCCUCCUGCAGAAGCUGAUGGAGGAAGGCAACCUGCUGUAUAAGAGGGGGAAGAUGAAGGAAGCGGCUCAGCGCUAUCAGUACGCACUCCGGAAGUUUCCCAGAGAGGGAUUCGCUGAUGAACUCAAGGCCUUUAAGGAGCUGCGUGUGUCGUUGUACCUCAAUCUCUCCCGCUGCCGCCGGAAAACCAACGACUUUGGAUUGGCGGAGGAGUUUGCAACCAAGGCUUUACAGCUCAAACCAAAAUCGUACGAGGCGUACUAUGCUCGAGCCAGAGCCAAACGCAGCAGCAGACAGUUUAGCGCAGCGUUAGAUGACCUGCACGAGGCCACGAAGAUCUGUCCCAACAACCGCGAGAUCUGUCGUCUGCUGGCGCGCGUCGAGGACGAGUGUAAACAGAUGCAGAGCAAACACCUGAGCAGCCCAGAGCACGCCGAUCCAGAGCAGGACGACAGGACGGAGCGAAUCCAUGACGAGGAAGAGGAGGAGGAUGACGACUCUGAAGCCUGGUCUCAAAACAUGUACUCACUAAACCAGACAUCAAACGGACGCUCGGUUUCACCGCCUCACAGACACCAGAAGAGCCUCGUCCUGCAGCCCAGCAAACAGGCACAGAUCGUCAAAACCAACCAGCAUCUGGGAUCCUUACAAGCAGGAUCCACAAGACCAACACACACAAAAAACCAAUCACAGUAUGCUCCGUCCAGCCCCAUUCCCAGCCGCCACAUAUCCACUGUGCUAAAGGACGGACCAGACAUCGACAUCAGCCCUUUACUGCCCGCAAACAACCACACAGACAUCCAAGUGCACUCCUCCAAAACUCAGUCUCUAGAAGGGACGCUUCUUUCCAUGACUUCUGGAGCUCCAAGUCAAGAGCUGAGAAAAGACCCCAGCAUGAGGGUCUCCAGCUCCACCAGCAGCCUGGCGUCCAGCAGCAGUUUAUCAGACAGCGGGAAAGCGCAAGGCCCGGACAUGCGCACCAGAACCACAUCGGACAAGCCUAAGAUCAGCCAGACCGGCUCUGUGGAGUACAAACCCCGUCCGUUCAUGGGAAUCAUGCACAAGACGGCUCGAUUUCAGCAGCAGCAGCAGCCGGUGGGGUCUCGAGGCUGGCAGAGUCACUCCACUGAAGGACUCGUGACUUCUGCAGGUCUGAUGGGUGAGAUCGUGUACGGCAAACCGUCCGGAGCUUAUUACGAGCCGCUCAAGGGUCCCGCCCUGCACAACGGGAGUCUGCAUGCUAAAGAGUUCUGCCAUAAAGAAAGCAAACCGGUUCUGACCAUGACACAUUCAUACAUGGACAGUGUGAGCAAACAGUCCAGCUCAACUCGAGAAAACCACUCCAGUCAUGUAGCGGCAAUCAAACCAAAGAGAUCCUUUAUAGAGUCCAAUGUUUAGGACGUUUAUAUGCAGUGACCCUAGAAAACACCCUUCAGAUGAAGGGAUCUGAUCUGAGGAUGAUUCCAGCCCCUGUAUAUAUAUAUAUAUAUAUAUAUAUAUAUAUAUAUAUAUAUAUAUAUAUAUAUAUAUAUAUAUAUGUAGACACGUCCUUUGAUUUCAACAUUGAUCAUAAUCAGAAAUGUUUCUUGAGCAGUAAAUCAGCAUAUUUUUAAUGAUUUCUGUAGGAUCGUGUGACACUGAAAACUGGGGGAAUGAUGCUGAAAAUACAGCGGAGCAUCACAGAAAUAAAUUACAGUUUAACAGAUAUUCUCACAGAAAACAGUUGUUUUUCAAUUGUAAUAUUUCACAAUCCUAACUGUAUUUUUGAUCAAAUAAAUGCAGCUUUGGAGAGACUUCGUUCAAAAAUAAUAAAAAAUCCUUGGCGUUCCAAACUUUUGAAAGUUAGUUGUAUGAAUAUGAUAAAUCAUAGAUAUAAAAACAAUACACAACACAAUCAAUCAAAAAGUUCAUGAUACAAAAUACAGUGUCAAAAACGUUUACACACAUUUCAUCUCUAUUUUCCAUGUUGUAGAAUAAUAGUUUCAACUCACCCAUUUUAAUUAAAAUGUAAGUUUUAUAAAGAAAUUCAUAUGUAAGGACAAUUUACAUUUGUCUAUAAAAAAAAAAAUCAAAGCCAUUAGAUCAAAAGGUUUGACAGAUCUCAAAGUAAUAAUAUAUAUGUGUGUGUGUAUUUGUGUUUGUAUGUAUGUAUGUAUAUUGUAUAUGCGUGUAUGUAUAUAUGUGUAUGUAUAUACACACAUAUAUACAUGUAUAUACACGUAUAUAUAUACACACACACACAUAUAUACAGUACAUACACACACACACACACACAUAUAUAGCUUUUAUAUCUAAAAAGAUUUGGAGCAUUUAUAAACACAAUAUUCACUCAGAAAUAUAUUAAAUGUAAAUUCUGAAGUUCAGACUUCUGUAAGUUAAGUUCAAACUUUUUAUGAAUCUGUUCCUACUCGUGUUUUCUUUAAGCCCUUUGAACAUGGAAUAUUUCAGGAUUAUUAUUAUUGAUUUUUUAAGCCCUUCUGAAGACCAUAACAGAUGGUAAACACCUGAAGCGGGGCUCGAUCACUGCGUCACACUGAAUCCGAGGAUCCCAUUGAGAACUGAUCCUGUGCAUAAAGGGUUAAUGUUGCCAGACCAGACCCUCCCCUAUGGACUGUAAAUAUUAUUGCAAUCUGUAUUUACCACCUUGUGUUUGAAGAUGGUGUAUUUGACCAUUUAUAAAAAAUAAAAAUAAAAAAGAGGAUUGAGUUUUUCAUGCAUUUUUGGUUUAUGUCAUGUUUGCGGUUGCUAAACUCGUAGCUGGUCUGUUUGUACAUUACAUUUGAAGUCUGUUCUUUCCUGCUUGUUAUUCCUGUCUAGAUUAAUUUAUUCACAGCGCCUCCUGCUUGGUAUCUGUCAAAGCAAUAUAUUUUAUAUAGUUAUUUUUGCACAGCUACUUUUAAAAGAAAUAUGAAACCGAGAUGUUUUGCAAAACUAUUGAAGGCAUCUUGAUACGAGCGCCUGCUAAAGUUUAUGUGAAGGAAGUGGAGAAAAAAUAUGAAAAAUCAAGUUUGAUAUGGGCAGAUGUUGUAUUUGAAAUGUGUAUAUAUAUUUUUUUCUGCAACUGGUGCCUUCAGAGUUGUGACUGCAUUCUGUAUUAAAAUACAUUUCUGCCAUGAUCCGUUUAUGGGAAAUAAAAAAAUCCCACAGGAAAAAAA
Molecule: messenger RNA, 7137 nt
Organism: Carassius gibelio (silver crucian carp)
Lineage: Eukaryota; Metazoa; Chordata; Actinopteri; Cypriniformes; Cyprinidae
Product: protein TANC1-like
Exons: 26
Coding region: 179-5380 (1733 amino acids)
Molecular function (GO): protein binding
Source: RefSeq, a predicted model, not a curated record